This is a messenger RNA of Aphis gossypii (cotton aphid), 600 nucleotides long. RefSeq lists its product as uncharacterized. The record is from RefSeq and is a predicted model, not a curated record. Lineage: Eukaryota; Metazoa; Arthropoda; Insecta; Hemiptera; Aphididae. The coding region runs from base 1 to 600 and encodes 199 amino acids. The transcript has a single exon.
AUGGAUGACACAUAUUUAGAUGUAACGGCCGGUUAUGUCGACGAUUGUAAAAUAACGCAAAUGCAAUAUCAUUCGUUCACGCCGUAUUCAAAUACGUCUUUUUCAUACAAUGAUGAAAUUAGAAUAAAUAUUCAAAAUAUGAAAUCUUACACUCUACCGUGUGAAAGUUAUAUUUACAUUGAAGGAAAGCUAAGAAAACCUUACGAUGCUGAAGGAGAUGUACGUUUUUCAAAUAAUGGUUUGGCAUUUUUAUUCUCCGAAAUGCGAUAUGAAAUAAACGGAAUAGAAAUACAAAAAUUGAAAUCACCCGGAGUAUCGUCUUGCCUGAAAGCAUACUGUUCAUAUACACCAAGUGACUUGAAUACGUUAGACAAUUGUGCUUGGGACUCGGGCAUGGACGGUGAAGAUAAUAAAAAUUUUAUGAGCAACGAUGUAUUUACCGGUUGUAUACCUCUAAAACAUUUAUUCGGAUUUUGCGAAGAUUAUAAAAAAAUAUUACUAAAUUGCAAUCAACAACUGAUUUUAAAUCGCUCGUCUACCGAUUUAGACGCAUUACGUAUGACGCAAACCGGAACCCCCGAAAACGUUAGAAAAAAAUAA